AUGGUAAUUUCGAAUAGUAAAAUUGUUCAAGUUUGUAAUGUAUCAACAUCAUGUCAAAGAGAACAAUUAAAAUCUUUAUUCAGUUUCAUUGGAAGGAUUAAAGAAGUUCAAUUAUAUCCAGAUAGUGAUACAAUGACAUCAACCAUCAAUGGUAAAGUUGGUUAUAUAAAAUUCGAUCGUAUUGAUAGUGUUCAUAGUGCAUUGAACAUGACCAAUACAAUAUUUUUUGAUAAGCCAUUAAUUGUUUCUCAAGUAUUGGAAAAUAAUAUACCUGAUGAAACUGAUGCAAUGAUUUAUUGUGCACCAUUACAUCCAAAUAUAACAUUACUAAGUGGUGGUCCAACAUGGCCAAGUACCGUUAUUAAUCGACUUGUUGAUCAAUCACCAAAUAAAUUUAUUGAAACAAUUGAUCCUGAAUUAACUGAUCGAAAUUUACCACCAUAUCCACCAUUAUCAGGAACACUUGAUAUUUCAAAAGUUGAAGAAAUUCGACGAACUGUUUAUUUAUCUAAUUUAGAUAAAGAUAUUUGUUUGGAUCUGUUCCAUGAAUUUCUUUCACAAAUUGGACAAAUUCGAUAUAUUCGUGCAGCUUAUAUCAAUGAGAAUGCUGAAACACGUGAUGCUUAUGUUGAAUUUUGUGAACAACCAUCAAUUCCGAAAGUACUUUCAAUAAAUGGUUUUCAAUUGUUCAAUCGACCAUUAUUCGUCAAUCAUGCAACUUCAUGUGUUAUCAAACCAGCGAUUGUACAAGAUUUAAGAAGUGAUGAACAAAAUAUGGAAUUUAAUCAAAGACAUUCUCGCAGUACAUCACGUUAUCAAGAUACCGAAACAAGUGACGAUGAUGAUCGUCAUUCAUCAUCAAGAUCAAAAUAUCGUAAAAAAUCUUCAAAAUCAAAGCGAUCAUUCAGAUCUCCCACAAGAUCAAGAAAACGUAGUCGAUCACGAUCAUCAUCACGUGAUCGAAAAUAUCGUUCACGUUCAUCAUCAUAUGAUCAUCAUCGUCGAACGAAAGGUUCACCUUCAAAAGAACGUCAUCGUCGAAGUGAAAGUCGAAAAGAGAAAAAAUCCCGAAAAUAA
Rotaria sp. Silwood1 is the source of this 1077-nucleotide messenger RNA. Lineage: Eukaryota; Metazoa; Rotifera; Eurotatoria; Philodinida; Philodinidae. The record is from the annotation of a GenBank genome assembly.